Physella acuta is the source of this 6015-nucleotide messenger RNA. RefSeq names its product neural cell adhesion molecule L1. Gene Ontology annotation, biological process: cell-cell adhesion. The record is from RefSeq and is a predicted model, not a curated record. Gene Ontology annotation, molecular function: protein binding. NCBI's taxonomy places the organism in Eukaryota, Metazoa, Mollusca, Gastropoda, Physidae.
GAUGCACGUGCGUCUGUGUACUCUCGGCGGUCAAUGGUGGUGUGCUUAAAGCAACACAUCACACGCAAAUAGUGAGUAAACGACAUGACUGUAUUUAGUGAACAACUGUAUUUAUUUUGUUUUAGUGGAGUAAAAAGACGUAUCAAUUCAAUGUCUAUAUAGAUCGAUUUAAAAGUAAUUUUUGGACAAUCAGAUUUUAAAACUGCAUAGUAAUGGAGUGUCAGCAACUUGCUGUAUAAAUUACAACUUUUGCUAACACAUACGGACACAACAAAUCAUUGGAUUUGCUGCUGGAGUUAAAAUCAAUGUUAUUUUAUGCACUUUACUUGUCACACAAUGUGAGGUCGUCAGCCGUGUUUUGUAUGUUAGACGUACCGUUAUUUUACCAUGAUGGUUGGGUACUGAUCUGAUAUCACAAGCCUGACUUACCUAUACAGCAUGACCGUCACACUGACCUAUACAGCAUGACCGUCACACUGACCUAUACAGCAUGACCGACACACUGACCUACAUAGCAUGACCGUCACUGAAGACUUUCGGGCACGGCACUUUCACUGAAGACGUCUGCGUAUCUUGACGAGUUCAUUGCCAUGGCAACGGUAGUCUGCUGGCUAACCCUGACCCUGGCAGCUGGGGUCCUCUCACUGGAGUUCUCCCCGCCCCUCACUGACCAGUACGUUCUGACCGGAAGUCCGUUCUGGUGGACGUGCAGCGUCAACAAGACGUCAGCUCCGGGGGGCGUGAGCUACAGCUGGAGGUUUCAGGACGGUGACGUGAGCAGCGAUCAAAACUUUCUUGUGUUUACUAAUGGGACACUCCACAUUAGGCAGGUGCAGCAAGCCCAGAUGGGUCAGUACUCGUGUCUCGCCAACACUGGCACCAGCUACAUCAUCACCACAGCCUGGCUGCGGGCUGCCUACAUCAACCUCACCACCCUGACGCUGACGUCGAAUAACAGGACAGACCUCAGCAACACGCUGGAGUUGGGCUGUAGGGUGGACGCCAGACCCGCCCCCAGCUUCACCUGGAUCAAGGACGGAACUGGUCUGGCAUUUUCUGCCGGGGUCAAGGCCGUGGAGAUGGACUUUGGAUACAACAUUUUGAUGAUCGACAAGUUGAGUUACGCUGAUUCCGGUAAUUACACGUGUAAUGUGAGUCACAUUACACUUACACAGCCAAUAAGUACCUCGACAGUUUCUGUGCGCGUGUUAGGUCCACCUGUGAUAACUUCACCUCCAGCUGACCAGAUUGUACCUGUCAGCUACAACGUCACCUUCAAGUGUCCAGUGACCAGUGACCCUAAAGCCCAGAACCUCUGGAGGUUCCAGAGUCCCGCGGCUUCUGACCCAGUUCCGUUCUCUAGCCCCACGUCAUCCGCCUCUGUUGACACGGAUACCGGAAGUCUGACCCUGUACAACGUGAGCACGGAUUCCAUUGGCACGUACGUCUGCGAGUGGUCCAACAUCCGGGGUAUGACGUCAGUCAGUGUCAGUCUCCGUGUGGAGGGGAAGCCCCUGUUUCCGACGUUAAUCGUCCUACCCACCCCGGCAACGUUGAACGAAGGAGACCGUCUGACGCUUAACUGUAAGGGAGAUGGUAACCCUAAACCUAUCGUCAUAUGGUCGUUUCCCGACGGUCAGUCGCUGACCAGUGAUGGCCGGGCGGUGUCGGGAAAUUCUUCAGUUUUAGACAGAGCCGCCCUUUACGACAACGGCACUCUGGCUGUCAACAACGUAACGCGCCUCGAUAGGGGAAUGUACUACUGCAGGCUGAAGAGUCAAGAAGGGGAGGUAACUACCAGUGCGUUUGUCAACGUACAGUUCUCCCCCCUUUUUCUCGUCUCGCCUCAGAACACGGAAGUCAGGGAAGGGAGUGAACUGAGACUAGCCUGUACAGCUAGCGGUAACCCUAACCCUAACAUAACCUGGUCACUCCCUGACUCGUUGAAUAUUUCUCAAUACACGAGUGAUGGUUUCUCAAACGAAGUUUUGCUAAACAACGGAACGCUGCUGGUCAGGAAAACGAAUCGAACCCACGAGGGUCAGUUCACGUGUAUUGCUGCUAACACGGUAGGGUCAGCCCAAGCAUCCGCGUAUGUUUCUAUUUCAGGUCUGCCGUACUUCAUAGCCUCCCCGACUACCCAAGGCACCAUUGAAGGCGAUACGGUUGUGCUCAAGUGCGAGGUGGGUUCGAACCCGCAAGCCUCCGUGUCCUGGUACUUCAGAUACUUUGUUGAUCUCGCUAUCCAAGCGAUGGAUUUGGUCAAAGUGUGGAGGUCUUUAAUCACAGACCGAGGGCCUACCGACAACAUGACAUUGGUGACGUUUAGUCCGGACUCGCGAUUUUCUUUAAUCAAUAAAACAUCCCUGCAGAUCGCGAACAUUCGCGAAAAUUAUGCGGGGUUGUACACUUGCUACGCCACAAACAGCAUCGGAUCUAGUUUCGAACUCGCCAUCGUCCGCGUUAUAACUUUCCCUAAAUUUGACAUUUCGCCCGUAAACCAGACUGUGAUGUUAGGCGGUAGCGCUAGUCUAGAGUGUUACAGUGUGGGGAUUCCCGUUCCGUCACAAAGAUGGCUGUUUAACCGCGCCAAGCUGCAAUACCCUACUUCGCGGAUUAGCGUCGACGCGAACGGCACCAUCGAGAUAAAAGACAUCGGCACGUCUGAUAUUGGUGAGUACACCUGUCUGGCCACUAACCAAGCCGGGCAGGCGUCUGUAUCGGCGUACCUGGUUCUGUCUAGCUUACCUUACGUGAUAGAGGCACCGUCGAACCUCACUGUAUCUGAGUUAUCUAACGCGACAUUACGAUGCAGAGGAAACAGUACCUCACCGUUUGAAAUAUCCUGGUACAAGUCUACCAGUCUAGGUGUUCAGUUCCUUGGUCAAAUUAUUUUAGACAGGAGAACAAACGUACCAAAUGUUACUAGCCAGAUCUCAAGGAUUCAGAUUCUAUCCAGUGGUGAUCUUUACUUCACCUGUGUGGAUAGACAAGACGCCAGCUGGUACUUCUGUUCGCUGAACAACCCAGACGGAAACUCCACCUCAAGCCCCGCUUACAUGGAUGUCAACUUUUUGCCUAGCAACUUGACCAUCGAGACCCCUGUCUCUGCCGACAGCACCCAACCUGCGACCCUUUCUUGCCGAGCGUGGGGUUCUCCCUUGCCUAACAUAUCCUGGAUCACGCCUCUGAAAGUUGAACUUUCCCCUCCAGGCGGAAGCGGUUUACUUAUAAUUUCCGAUCAGAAUGCUGGGUACGUGACGUCAAAGGUAUUUAUAAAUACUUUAAAUGUAGGUCAACAUGGCGGGUUAUGGAUUUGCAAGGCGUGUAAUUUGAUUGGUUGUAGAGUAGAGAACACAAGUUUAAACAUUAAUUAUGCUAAUCCAUAUGUGAGGGCGGUAGUUUCACAAGAUUAUGAAAAUGAAGUUUCGGUGGAAUGUGUAACAACCGGUAUGCCAUACUCUACUGUUACUUAUUCGUCGAAUGGCGUUGAUGUUUUAAGUAUGGAAGGACAUCGGGUUAUAAAUAACAUUAUGUAUGUGAUAAAAACUAAAAUACAAAACGAGUACACGUGUACCGCUAGAAACGAUUUUGGACAAAUUGGGCUAAGUCUGGUUGUCCCUCCACUGGUGGUCAUUUCUAGGCUGGUGCCUAAGUCCAGUAGCAUCCUGGUGACGUCAGACACCAAACUGCCCAUACAAGGUCUGAUGCCGGACAGGAUGUUGGUCCAGUGGAGCAGCCAGAACUCAGCAGACGUGGGAAACCAGACUUUUUAUUUCUCUGGCACCGUGGACGAUUACCUGCUGGCUGAGAGGGGGGUUGUGAGAGACCCCGCGUAUGCAGUUUCCUGUGCGGGGGCGUCAACAGGCGCUGUGCCAGGAGCCGCCGCCGCCGCUUCUAAUGACGUCAGCGUGUCGAUAGUAUCCGACGGACUAGCCUACGCGUACCACAUAGAAGCCAACGUUCAGAACCUGAGGCCCAACACGAUGUACAACAUCCGGGCGUCUCUACUCAACGCCCUGUGGCCGGGGCCGCUGUCCACCCCCUCCAGCGUCACCACCCUAGCCGCCGCCCCUGCAGCGGUGACAAACGUCACGGUCGCCGUGGCCAACAGGAGCGUAUCCGUCACGUGGAACAACCCCGACCCCCUCAACGGCCGGCCGGAGGACACGGUCAUCACCGUCGUGUUACAGGACGCGGGUUCUAACCCCAUCAAGGAAGCCAUGGUCGGGGUUUUGUCUUCACCCUCCGCCUCGUUUUCUGGACUUAACCUGGGCAUGUAUUCCAUCCAGAUCUUCGCCUACAAUAAACAAACCAACACCAAAAGCGACGUCGUCACUGUUUCAUUCCAGGUUCGAGACCAACCCCCGCGGGUAAUUCCAGUCAUCAACGGCCUGCGGGCUGUCAACGCCAACAGCGCCCAGGUCAACUGGACUUUGCCGACAGAUUCAACUCUACUCACACCGGGGGUCACUGGCUUCAAGAUUUCAGUCAACCUGCUGGACGGUUCUCAAAAUCAGCGGAUCGUCGAGGUCCCAUCCGCUAACGCCAGCGCCUGGGUUGUUGAGAACCUCCAAGAACACAAGAAAUACAUGCUCUGCGUGGCGGCUCAAAACUCGGCGGGGGUCGGGCCUUAUUCAGAGUGCAAAAACGUGACCACGCCCUACUCCGAGUUCAGCACCGACGCCCUAGAAGACACGAAGAUCAGCUACAGCAUAUCCUGGAAGCUGCUAGCCAUCAUCCUCAUCUGUAUCUGCGCAGCUCUCAUUGCCCUGACGGCUGCCGUGGUUGUCUCCCACCAGAUCAAGCUCUCCAAGAGAAAGAGCGUCGACCUUAAACAGAGGGCGGGCGCCAGAAACGGGGGGCGCGACAGCCCGCAGAGCUCACCGGAAGCAUCGAGAUUUCAGCCCAGCUCCCCAGAGAGCCGCCAGGCGAGGUCCCCGGCCAGGAGACUGCAAGAAUCCCCGCAGGCGGAGCGGGUUCGAGCAUCACCCAGGCGUUACACUCGCGAGUUGGAGAGUCAUGAGAAUCAAGGGUUUGUUAUGUACUAAACACGAGAGUCAUGAGAAUCAAGGGUUUGUUAUGUACUAAACACGAGAGACAUGAGAAUCAAGGGUUUGUUAUGUAUUAAACACGAGAGUCAUGAGAAUCAAGGGUUUGUUAUGUACUAAACACGAGAGACAUGAGAAUCAAGGGUUUGUUAUGUACUAAACACGAGUCAUGAGAAUCAAGGGUUUGUUAUGUACUAAACACGAGAGUCACGAGAAUCAAGGGUUUGUUAUGUACUAAACACGAGAGUCAUGAGAAUCAAGGGUUUGUUAUGUACUAAACACGAGUCAUGAGAAUCAAGGGUUUGUUAUGUACUAAACAUAGGCGUCUAUAACACGGCCGAAGUUUUAACUAUAUAAUUUGCAUGCAUUUAAAAUGACAAAAACUGCCAUGAAUAUUGUCUAUGUUCUCUAUGUGAUAUUCUUCAAAGUGUUUUUGUAUUCAAGCAGCUUCUGGUUCGUUUGUAAUUUUUUUGUGAUAAAACGAAUACAGCCGUCUGUUUUUAUGUUUACUAAAACCGAUAUGGGGGGAAAAGAUUUUUGUGGUAGGGGAGGUUAUCAAGAUUUUCUUUUAUACUAAUAGGAUACCGAGCUGUCCCUUAGUACAUUCUAGUUGAACACCACUAAUCAUGUUUUAGUCGUAUUUAAUAAAUGUUUUUAAACACCACUAAUCAUGUUUUAACCGUAUUUAGCCAAAGUUUUAUAUGUUGGACAAAGAUAUUCUUAACAUGUACACAGCCUUUGACACGAAGUUCUAUGACAUACAUAUACUUAACUCCCUCGCCCAAUCAGGGUUAUUUAUGAUACUUCACGUGCUGCGUCAGUUUCAUGCAUGUACAAAAAAAUGUUUUUAUUAAAUUAACUUUUUAUAUGAUCAGUUUGUAUACGCAAACGUAAAUUCGUUAUAUGCUUGUUUUUAGAUUUUGAAGUAGCUGCCUUUUUUUAAUACACAUAUUUAAGAGACAAA